AAGAGGAAACACUCUGUGGGAAUAAUUCACUUCAUUCUGUGUUGAUGGGUUGAAAGAACAUAAAGAGAAGGGAAAAAGAAAAAAAGCGAUAUAGAAAUAUGAUGAAGAUUGAAAUAUUAAAUGGGAAAGUCGUCAAGAGUCUAGACAUUGCAUCUUGUUUGGCUAAAAAUAGGAGCUUUUUUCUCCCUUUUAGAACGUAUAAUCCUUCAAUUUGACAAAAAGGAGGUAAAAAUUCCUCUCUGUGUUGGGGAAAAUUGAUGAAAAAUUUGUGUCAUGCGCAUAGAAGUCGCGAAGGAAGAGGCAUAAAUGGAGGAGGAAAAUCCAGAGACAGAGUGUCUCAUGGGGGAAAUAAAUAGCAAUAUUUGUAGGUGGAAAAUUGACUUUAGCUAUAUUGUGGGUGGAUUUUGGAUCAUCCUGUAAUUUUUCCGGCAUCCAUUCAGUGUUUUCUCUCUUGUCUCCAAAUGAAAAUACUCCAGUUUGAUGGAGACACUCUUUGGCGUCACAUUUAAUUCUGGAUAAAUAGAAAAAAAUUAUUAGUUAAUUUUUGGAUUCAAAAGAGUGUUUCUUGUCAAUUUUUACACCCUCCGUCUAUUAAAGUACAAAUUUUCUUGAGCUUUUUGCGUGUGUAGAAAGCUCUGGGAGAGAGCUUACAUCAGAAAAAUCUUUUGUUGUGGUUUUUGUGUUUUAAAAGAUUUUUCUGUGAUAUAUUUCUGUUAAUUUUUCACAGAGAAAUUGUCACUUUAAAUUUAAAGUGGAAACUCUGAAGCCUUUACAGACCUAAUAUUUAAAUUUUCGGUAAGAAUAGAAGGCCUUUGGAACUUUUUGAUGAUGAUCCAACUUCUGAAUUUUGUGAGAAAGACUGAGAAAAAUCUAUAAUGAAAUAAAAUGCAACCAAGUGGAAAAUGAUGAUGAGCUUAUAUGGCCAGCGGCAUAAUCAGCAAUGAUUCCCAGUUCCGUGUGUAUAUAUGACAGUGAAAAAUUCCCGGUGUAGUACAAAGAGAAACUCGAUUUUCAUGUGGAAGAGAUUUAAAUGAAUUCAGUCCGGUGACACGAAUGACUUUCAACUAGUCGGGCUUUUUUUCUGGCUCAAGGACAUAUACACAGAAAUUUAGGUGAAUAUUCAAGAGAGGUGCUUUUGGGGUGGCCAGAACGAGGCCAAAAUUCGUGCAGAGAGCAAGUUCAAGGUGGGCGGUGAGUGCGUGGAAAAACGGACGGAUAAGGCAUGGAAAGUGGAACGACUGAGGAAAAUUGCAGAGGGUGGCUGAGCAAUGGAGAUGACGACACAAUGACUGGAGUUCUCAAUGCGUGGAAUGAGAUGCUGGAGUCGGAAAAGAGUAGCCUAGUUGGUCGUGUGCACGAUCUAGAGAAGCGUGUUCUCACCCAACAGGAUGAGAUUGUUUGUCUGAGAUCUACACUCGCAGAUGUACUACGUCGCGUGAAUCAACUCGAGGGUCAAGUGGAGAGGGGUGCUUCAACUGCUGGUGGUCGAAGUGCUCCAAGUACUCCGGCUCGAAAUGGCGGUGGUUCUUUUUCUGCUCGGGCCAGUCCAACUCCAUACAGUCAGCCUCCGCCUACAACGGCAGACUGGAAACUGAGGAAACCCCUUCCGAGGUCUGGAAGCACAGCAGAGGCACGUCGAAGUGCUACUCUGCAUCAUACACGCACCAAAUCCAGCCACCAGUCAAAUGGAUCACUUCACUCGGACGGUACACCGAGUAGCACAUCUGUAUCGCCUGCUCCAUCACCCUCACCACGCCCCAAUACUUCUCAGGGACUCCUUCAGUCACAUUCUGGACUGGGGAAGCGCUGGAAUUCCACUGGGGACUUUAACACACAAUCACCGCUUCAAGCCAGAUUGGCGACCAAGUCGCUCCUCAAUUUGGCCUCGAAAUCUCCAGUGGGGCAUGUUUUCAAGCAUGGCACUCAUACUACCAGUUACAACGAAGAUGAUGGAAGUGUGAAGCUGUUCCUUCGUGGUAGGCCUGUAAUCUUCCAUGCACCUACUGAUGUACGCGAUACUUACGAUAUCUCAAAGGUCAAUCCGGCGCCAGCCAGAAAAUUGCGCCUAGAUUGGGUCUACGGCUAUCGUGGUCGUGACUGUCGUGCCAAUUUGCAUCAAAUGCCAACUGGUGAGAUGGCAUAUUUCGUAGCAGCCGCUGUGGUUCUCUAUAAUGCCGAAGAGCAAGCUCAAAGGCACUAUCUGGGCCAUACCGAUGACGUACGCAGCCUAGCGGUGCACCCCAAUAAACUUCUAGUGGCUACGGGUCAGUGUGCGGGUCACGAGAGACGUGACGGAAUGCCGCACAUUCGUGUGUGGAAUUCUGUGUCGCUGGCAACAGUUGCGGUGAUUGGUGUUGGAGAAUUUGCUGGUUCUGUCAACUGUUUGUCCUUCUCGAGGGCAGAUGCUGGGGCACUCCUUGUGGCUGUCGAUGAUGCGCCAGAUCGCACGAUAAGUGUAUGGGAGUGGCAACGUGGCGAAAGAGGUCAUCGAGUUACGGAAACUAAGUGUUCAGUGGACACGAUUGUGGGUGCUGAAUUUCAUCCACUGGAUCGUAAUCAGAUUGUUACAAUUGGGAAGAAUCAUAUUUGUUUCUGGACUCUGGAUCAGGGUGGAGCAUUGUACAAACGAAUGGGUGUCUUUGAAGGAAGGGACAAACCCAAGUAUGUCACUUGCAUGACUUUUACGGCCAAUGGAGACACUGUUACGGGUGAUUCCAAUGGAAAUGUAAUUGUAUGGGGUCGUGGGACCAACACUAUUGCCAAAUUUAUCAGACGCGUCCAUGAUGGAUCAAUUUUCUCCCUCUGUGCACUAAAAGAUGGAGGAAUCGUGUCUGGGGGAGGAAAGGAUGGUCGUCUCGUACUUUUCGAUGCCGAUCUCAAUCUUUUAGGUGCUCAAGCGGCCAUUGAAGCACAUUUUGGGGGAGUAAGAGUGGUUUCAGAGGGACGAGGAACGCAAUUGUUGGUCGGCACCACACGCAAUUGCAUCCUAACAGGAUCACUGGAAUUGGGUUUUUCUCCCGUGGUCAUGGGUCACACAGAUGAACUGUGGGGCCUUGCAACACAUCCGUCCCUGCCUCAUUUUGUCACUGGUGGUCGAGAUAGGCUUCUUCAGAUGUGGGAUUCACUGUCGCAUUCAGUUGUAUGGAGCAAGGAUAUUGGGGAACAGGUGCAAUCUUGUUGUUUCUCCCCAUCAGGAGAUACCAUUUGUGUAGGAGGUAUAUCUGGCAGAUGGAUGACAUUUGAUGCAACAACGAGAGAAUUGCUGGAUGAGCAUAUGGAUGGACAAGAACCUAUCCAGGCCGUCCGUUUCUCUCCAGAUGGAGCCUUUUUAGCCCUAGGAUCGCGCGACAAUGGCAUCUACGUUUAUCAAGUGAAUGGAAAUGGUCGUCGGUAUUCAAAAAUUGGCAGAUGCGUGGGACAUUCGAGCUUUGUGACACAUCUAGAUUGGUCAGAGGAUAGCAAAAUCAUGAGGACUAAUUCAGGGGAUUACGAACUUCUCUACUGGAAUCCCACGACUUGUCGGCAAAUAACUAAUCCUUCCAGUCUUCGUGACAUUUCCUGGGCUACUCAUUCCUGCACUCUGACGUUCCAGACCCUUGGUAUUUGGCCGGAAAAUGCUGAUGGGACCGAUGUCAACACUACAGCUCGAAGUCACGAUGCUAAACUCGUUGCAACUGGCGAUGAUUGGGGUAAAGUAAAGUUAUAUGGAUAUCCAGCCUGUCAACCGAAGUCACUGGCUCAUGUUGGAUGCGGUCAUAGUAGCCAUGUGACAGCUGUAGAAUUUCUUCAGGAAGAUGCAAGGCUCAUAUCGACCGGUGGACAUGACACAAGUGUUAUGCAAUGGACAAUUGGGUGAGGGUUCAGGAAUUCUCGCUCAAAGAAACGAAGCUGUAGUCGUACUCCCAGAAUCGCCUUUAACCAUCAGUCCAGCUCAAAUUCCGCAAAUCAGUAAAUUGAACCACGUAAAAGAGAUGAAUGUGUAAAUGUGUGCAUGAUAAGGAUAAAAGUGUUUAAUAUUUGUAUGAAGAUCAAUUUAGGAGUUUAAUUGAGAAAGAAGAAUGAAUUCUGAGACAAAUUUUUCUAUACAAAUUCCUUUUUUAAUCACAAGGCUCAAAUGUAGAAUGUCUUGUGCAUCAAUGAACCCACAAGGUUUAAUUUGAAGUCUAAAUGGAGUAAAUCUUUUAGAUUUAAGUGUAUUUCCUAAGUUUAAUUGCAUUUGAGUAACAGUCGAUCAAGAACAACUCUUGUUUUUUUUUUGCUACUUUGUGCCUUAAUUUCCAAAUGAAAUGCAAAAAAAAAGGAGAGGAGUCGAAGCGAUGAGGAAAUUGAUGAGAGAUAAUAGGGUAAAGUGUAGGAGUAGGAUGAUUAAAAAGGAAAAUCACUUUAUACUGUGGAACAAUUCAAUUAAAUAUGCUAAAUCAAGCGAAAAAAA
Phlebotomus papatasi is the source of this 4432-nucleotide messenger RNA. Its product is annotated as echinoderm microtubule-associated protein-like 2. NCBI's taxonomy places the organism in Eukaryota, Metazoa, Arthropoda, Insecta, Diptera, Psychodidae. The transcript is spliced from 11 exons. The record is from RefSeq and is a predicted model, not a curated record. Gene Ontology annotation, molecular function: microtubule binding. Gene Ontology annotation, cellular component: mitotic spindle. Gene Ontology annotation, biological process: microtubule cytoskeleton organization. The coding region runs from base 1223 to 3856 and encodes 877 amino acids.